Paramecium octaurelia is the source of this 282-nucleotide messenger RNA. NCBI's taxonomy places the organism in Eukaryota, Ciliophora, Oligohymenophorea, Peniculida, Parameciidae. The record is from the annotation of a GenBank genome assembly.
UAUAAAUGGGUGAUUUAACUAUUUUAAAAAGAAAAUUUGAAAGUUUGAGUAUUGUUGAUGAAGAGGCACCAUCAAUUUAAAAAAAGAAUUUCAUUCAAGAUGGAGACUUAUACAUUUUGGGCAAAAAAAUCUCAUCAAUUAAUUUGGUUACACCUCUAUAGCACAUCAUAAAUAAGCCCGACAUAGUUUCAACUUGUUUGGCAUUGAUGACAAAAGAUAAAUACAAUCCUUUCCUUUAUAUUGAUAGACCAAUUAAAAAAGCUAAUGAUGAGUAAUAAUGAC